This is a messenger RNA of Naegleria lovaniensis, 2502 nucleotides long. RefSeq lists its product as uncharacterized. The transcript has a single exon. The coding region runs from base 1 to 2502 and encodes 833 amino acids. Lineage: Eukaryota; Heterolobosea; Eutetramitea; Acrasida; Naegleriidae. The record is from RefSeq and is a predicted model, not a curated record.
AUGCUUAAAGGUGCAAAUACCAGUCCUCCUGCAACAAAUAACUGCUCCUCAACAUAUUUGCAAUCGGGUGAAAAUUCGAUCGACCUUAAUGACCACCCUGGUUGCAGAGUCGAAUCGUCUCAGGUCGGGCAGUCAUUGCCUGCGACUAUCACCCCUUCUGCGGUCAAUCCUGGGGUCGUGAUUUUACCACCACCAGCGGAGCAUCACGAGUCCGAGCAUAGCCCCUCCAACUUUGUACAAUUCACUCCAUCCUUUUAUGGUGUUACCUUUGCUGAAGGAGUUAGUUGUCCUGCGAUCGUGUUGGAUCAACAACAACAUCAAGUACCCAACAUGCUCACGCUACCCACGCCGCACAGCUCGUUCGACCAUCAUCAUGCUGAGCCAUCUCAAUUAGUACCUCAAGACUUGCCCAAAACGACCCAAAAGGAAAAUUUAGCUAUCAUCUCCCUUAAUAAGAUAUCCUCACUUCCUAAUUACACAAGCAACCAACAGCAUCCAACAACAACAAAUUCUACAAACCAAAAACAAUAUUCCUCAUCGGUGGCAGUAAAAGAGAACCUUUCAGGCGUGAAUAACCACAACAUUGGCCAAAACAUGGUGAUUGAAUGCCACGGAAAUGAAAAACCCUUAGUAUUGAAUUCAGAGCAACACAAUUCUCCCGUUCAACAUGAUGGAACGAGUCAAUAUCGAGAGCCUUGCUAUGCACAUCACCAUCCUCCUCCUCUUCUUCAUGGAUGUUAUAGUUCCAUGGCACCACAUACUGCAUACACGAUGAUCGACCAGGCUGGUUCCACUCCAUUUCAGCAUCACCAACAGAUCAAUUGUACCAUGCACCCAAGAUAUACUACAGAAGGUAUAGUACACUCACAGCAUUCGCCUUUCAGAAUGGUAGAAUCUUCUUUCAACAACGAAAGCAACAACGAAAAUAUCCAUGGCAUGUAUGAUGCAACUACCCUAUCCAUGGAUGGCAACAUGCACAAAGAAAGCCUUUCUCAUACUUACAAUUUGCAGCAAAUUCACUAUCCUUCUCCUCUCUCACUAGCACAACCAACCAGUAUAUCAUCUUUGCAACGUAAUGCUUCAUCAUUGCUUCCUUUAGGAAAUUCAACCAAUCUUGCGAGCGAUAAUUUCUCAAAAGAGAAUGGUAUGAAUCUUAGAGAGCUGCCACACCAUUAUUCGGAAGAAUCCAAGUUGCCACAACAUUUAGAAGAAUCAACUUCCAAAGUCAAGCAAACAUCAUCAAUUCCUCCAAUUGGCAUGCUUAAGGCAACGUCCAUAGGGAAGAAAGUCAAUGGCAGAUAUACCAAGCUUCGGAAGCAAUUAAGAUCAUUUGGAGGAGACUUUACGGAUAAUUACUUUGUGUUGGAUAUUGCAGCAACAACAGCAUCGGCAUCAAAUGUUACUUUCAAGAAUGCUGCAAAUGAUGGCACCACUAUGCCAUCCAUGCCUCCAUCUAAAAUUACAAAGAAACACAAGUAUGAUCUAUCCAAUACAGCCUCACACCACAUAUUAAGUACUGAACCACAACAACGUGAGAGAAAAACAUCAUCGCGUAGUGUUGCUGCUGGUCGUUCAAAACAAAAGUCCAACCCAACAACAUUAAUGAACAAUUUUGAACUCACAACACAUUCCAUUCAACAGCAGCAACACAUUCCAAUCAUACCAUCCUCUCCUCAACAUCAUGAUUCAUCUUCAAGAAAGAUCUUCUCUCAUGCAUCGAGUGAUAUCAUGAAUGAAAUGUGUCCUUCUCCCUCAACAUCUAGUUACUUGUAUCAUAGUCAAAGUUUACAUCAAAUUCCUCCUUUUAUAUCAUCUCCACAACAGUCCAAUCCUUCACAGCCAUUUUCUUCAUCAACUCCUCAACCGUACGUUCCAUAUUCUUCGAUGCCUGCGGCUGACUUGGUCAAUAGACCACCAACAUCGAUAUUGCCUGAUGUACAUGGUUCCUUAAAGGAUGCCACCCAUUCUGAAUCAAUUCAGACUACAAUGGAAAGUCAGCAUCAGCAUCUGCAACCAUCGAUGUCAUCAACAAUAAGGCAACAAGUUGUACCCAUACAUCAUUCAAUCUAUCGACUCAAUGAAACAGUUGCCACACAGUAUGAUGAAAAUCACCAUCGGCAUAUGUCUGAUUAUUACAGUUCUAUUCGAACGCAGAACAGAACAUCUUGUGUAAACACAACCUUUGAAUCCAAUGAGCGUCAUGAGGAAACAUCUCAAGCGUUACUGAACUUUUUGGUAACCCUUAAUUCUUCAAAUGCUACAACACAGGUGAUGGAUGAACAAUUAGGUAUUUCCUCAAUGCUCAUGUCUCAGAAAGAAAGUAAUCAUCCUCAACAACAAUCAAGUACUAAUUCAGCACUCACUUUAGUUGAUCACCCUCGUAAUCCUUCUCGUACGUCUUCAUCACUGAUUGAACAGAUAGACCUCAUGCCACCUGAAGACAAAUCCUUAUAUCUUAGUAUGCUUUUGAAUGAAUUAAAGGAGCAAAACAGCAACAAGUAA